This is a messenger RNA of Puccinia graminis f. sp. tritici CRL 75-36-700-3, 1812 nucleotides long. RefSeq lists its product as uncharacterized. Gene Ontology annotation, molecular function: hexosaminidase activity. Bases 322 to 1812 code for a protein of 496 amino acids. The record is from RefSeq and is a predicted model, not a curated record. The transcript is spliced from 12 exons. NCBI's taxonomy places the organism in Eukaryota, Fungi, Basidiomycota, Pucciniomycetes, Pucciniales, Pucciniaceae.
CUUUUUUGGAAUCCGAGGCUCUUGUCAACCUGUCGCUUACGUCAAUUUUUUUGUUUUAUGUUUACUUUGGGGGUGUUUAUGUGUUGGGAUUCGGGGGUUUUGCAUUCUCUUCUUCUUUUUCUUUUCGGUUUCUGAUUCUUAUUGGUCUUCUUCUUGGGGCUCGUUCGUCUCUAUCACUCAUCACGCUUGAUCAUCGGACGAUACUUACAUCUGAUCGGGGGGGGGGGGGCUUCUCUUUCCUUGGGCGUUUUAUUCUGCUUCUGAUUGAAUAUCUAAUGUGGAUUUGUUGGAUUUUUGUAAAUCGUUGAAUGAAUAAAUCAAAUGGGUUUAAUGGACGGCAAUGUAAGCGGAAUAGAAGUGGUUGCAUGCAUCCAGACGUUGGGCCAUCUUGGACAGAUGCUUCAGUGGCCGCGGUUUGGCGGGAUGAGAGACACGCAUGAUGUGUUACUAGUCGGAAGCCAAGAGGUGUACGGAUUCAUCGAGAAAAUGAUUCGGGCGAUCACUAGUCCUUUAAGGAGUAAGAAGAUCCAUAUCGGCAUGGACGAAGCUCAUGGUGUCAGUGAAGGCAGGUAUCGUCAACUGUUUGGACAUAAAGAUAGCUGCCAAGUCUUUACGGAUCACUUGAAUAAAGUCAAUCAGAUCUGUGCCAAGUUGGGAUUGAGGCCUAUGAUCUGGUCCGAUAUGUUGUUUUGUCUAGCGGCCAAGAAUAACUCGUUGGGCGGGUACUACGACUCUAGUAAUCCGGCAACACCCGAAUUGGUCCAGUCUAUCCCGCCGGAAAUCGAGCUCGUCUAUUGGGAUUAUUAUCAUACUACAUCGGCUCCUUAUGUCAACAAGAUCAACCAACACCGCGAUCUUAAUUUUAAGUCGCCAGCUAUGGCUAGUGGGAUCUGGACCUGGUCGAGGUUUUGGACAGCCUUGCCGUUCACGAUCGAGACGAUCACGGCGAGCAUGAGGGCGAUCAAGAACCCGCAAUCGGGUGUCAAACAUGCGUUGACGACGAUCUGGGGAGACGAAGGAAACGAGUGCGAUAUUUGGUCAGCAUUGCCAGGAAUCUUGUUCUAUGCUGAACAUGCUUAUUCGAAUAAGUCCGAGAUAGACGUGGGCCUGUUGAAGAGCAAGUUCGACGGGAUCUGUGGUGGCUCGUUUGAUGACUUCGUCUUCGCUUCUAAGCUCGAUGACUUGCAACCUGAGAACCAAUUGAUCGAUGAUAAAGCUCGGUUUACACCUAAUCUUAGUAAAUGGUUGAUUUGGGAAGAGCCAUUCUUUUCGAUUUUAUCACCCCAAUACGCGGGAUAUGAUUUAGAGACGCAUUACAACCAACUGUCGAGGUAUUUAGAUGAAGCGAUGGGAGGAGGCGGAGGAGGAGGCGGGUUAGAGAAUGGAGAGAAGAAUGGGAAUGGCGAGGAAUGGAGGCGGACGAUGGCGCACCCGCUGAACGGGCGUCUGAUGCUACCGAAGCUGAUUGCCAAGGUGUUGGGACUCAAGUGUCAUCUCCGGGACCGGCUGGUGCACGCCUAUCGGCAGAACGACCGGGAGGAGCUGGUGGCGCUGGCCGGCCCGGGCCCGGAGUCGAGACUGAGUCGGUUGAGGGCCUUGUGCGAUGAAACGUGGAAGUACCAUCGAGAGUUGUGGAUGAUGAUGGCCCGCUUGGAAAGCAUGCACGAACGACUGAUGGGCUAUCUCGACCCGGCGAACGAGGCGGUCGAGCGGGUCGAGGAGCUCGAGGUGGAGACCGAGCUGGUCUAUCCGACUAGUGGCGCAGUCAUGAUGCUCGAUUACCAUCGCGUCAGUCGUCCUCAAUACUGUUAA